Messenger RNA from Physella acuta, 1546 nucleotides. RefSeq names its product ras-related protein Rab-22A. The record is from RefSeq and is a predicted model, not a curated record. Gene Ontology annotation, molecular function: GTPase activity; GTP binding. NCBI's taxonomy places the organism in Eukaryota, Metazoa, Mollusca, Gastropoda, Physidae.
AAAUUAGCCAAAAUGGCGUUGUAGGAUAGAGGAGGUCGAACCAAAACAUCUCAUCAAUAACAGUUUGGCCUAGUUGAUUUAGUUGAAUGAAAAAUUAAUACAUUGUGAAUGAAAAUUGUGUGAAACAAAUAGACACCACGAUGUCAAUGAGAGACGUUAAAGUUUGUCUCUUAGGGGAAUCUGGUGUUGGUAAAUCAAGUAUUGUAAUGAGAUUUGUUGCUGAUAAAUUUAAGAAUGCGCUUGAAAGUACAAUAGGGGCAUCAUUUAUGACAAAAACCAUAUUUUUAGAUGACAACACUUAUAAGUUUCAAAUAUGGGAUACAGCUGGGCAGGAAAAAUAUCGAGCGCUCGCACCCAUGUAUUAUAGAGGAUCAGCUGCAGCCAUUAUCGUUUAUGAUGUUACUAGAGAGACCUCCUUCCACGCUGUAAAAGGCUGGGUUCAUGAACUGCAACGCCACGGGCCAUCAAAAAUUGUUAUUGCUAUAGCUGGAAACAAAUGUGACCUUGAAGACCUGAGAGAAGUCAGAGAGAAAGAUGCUCAAGAAUAUGCUAAAGAAAUUGGUGCUAUAUUUUGUGAAACAAGCGCCAUGACAGCUGUUAACAUUGCAGAACUAUUUGAUGCCAUAGCCAAACUUUUGCCACCAGAAGACUUGGGUGGGGGUGUGGGUCAGCCUGGGGGGAGUACCGUCAACUUAAGGAACAACGCAUCAAAAAAGAAAGGAAAAUGUUGCAGUGGCUCUGCUGAUUCAGAACCUGCCACCAACCGUCGCAGUGCUUCUGCUGCACAUGGAUCAAAUUAUUCUUCCUUUCAAUCUUGAUAUCAACAUUGGAUCAAGUCUCGUCUUCUUACUUUCAUACAAGUAUGCAUUUUGAGUGAAUAUGCAGUCAUCAGUCUUGAAAUAAUGUUAAUAUUUAUUAACAUAUUACACCUGUAGUUUAAAUCCGACGUACAUAUUUAUAUUCAAACAAAAUAUGUGCUCAGUAAAUGCAAUAUGUCACUAUCUAUACUACAUUCAAAUAUCAAUGAACAAAUGUGUAAAUGCAUGGUUUUUAAAUUUUUGAUUAAGCUGUUUAUUUUACCUAUGUGAUUUUUUUAUGAACUGGUCAAUCAUUAGAAUGUUAUAUCCAGCAGAAAGAAAUCAUGUGAAGAUAAUGUUAGUUUGUAACACAGUGCGUGAAGUCAUAUGUGAUGUGAACAGUACGCUAAUGCGUUUAUCAUUUCUUACAUUCCACUUAUCACACUAGCUACUGGUGUUAAUCUAUUGUGAUGCAAAUGUUUAUAAAUAAUUACCUACUUGCAUUUUCUGUCCAUAUUUAUUUUGAAUAUCCAUAUGCUGGACAUAAUGUUUUUAGCUUCUAUUUAAUUUGAUUUUAAAAUGUACACUUUCUAUUUACGUUGGUCCUUAGAUCAGUUUUAAUUGGAUCAGAUUUUAAGUUCAUAAGUUCAAGAGGUUUAGUUUUAGGAUAAUGCCAUCUUCUGCUGAUAAGCAACAGUGGCUCUCUAGGCUUGUGGAUCAGAUAGUUUUGAUAGUUUUGACCAUAGCAC